UUUACGACCGCGAGAUUAUUGCCACACAAAAGCGACAUCAACUAUUUCAAACCGCGUUAUUCCGUCCGUGAAAACGUUUCAAACGAGCCGGUCUUGAAUGAACCGCUGCCAUGUAAUUGAAAACAAUUAUCGUUAAUGGCAAAUUUUGUAAAGAUCCGAAUAGGGACCAGGAGGCUCGCAAUAAUGGCGUGUCUAACAGUCGGACUUUUGAGCUUCGCGGGGUUAAUAUUCGCCGUCACAGUGUCCACCCGCGCCAAGGAACUGAAGAUGGUCCACAUCAUAAUGAGGCACGGAAUAAGAACUCCGGCGGAUACCUACCCCAACGAUCCGCACAUUAACGACACCUUGUACCCCAUCGGUUGGGGUCAAAUUACAAACGAAGGAAAAGAGCAACUCUACGAGAUCGGUCGGUACUACAGGAGGCGGUACGAUGACUUUUUGGGCACUCAUUAUUAUCCCGACGAAUAUUACACCCAGACGACCGAUGUGGACCGCACCAAAACCAGUAUGCAGAUAGUUAACGCGGGUCUGUGGCCGCCCAAAGCUGACCAGCAGUGGGGCCCAUUAGAUUGGCAACCCAUACCCACCCAUUCGGAACCAUUAUCCUUGGACAGCUUACUUCUGGUCAGAAGACCGUGUCCCGUGUAUCAUCAGGAAAGGGACAAGGUGAUCCGGACGCCAGAAAUCCAACAGAAGUUCGAUGAGUAUCGACCUCUAUUCGAAGAUCUCACCAAUUAUACCGGAAAAGUUGUCGGAGAUUUCGACGACGUACAGGACAUCUUCAGCACGCUGCAAGCGGAGGAAAGCUUUAACUUGACCUUACCGGACUGGACCGAGGAGUACUACCCGAAAAAGAUGUUCGAGCCUACCAUAUUCAGUUACAUCCUAAACGCGUACAACGACAAAAUGAACAGACUCAAGGGAGGAGUACUGCUGAAACGGAUACUUCAGCAUUGGGAGGCCAAAGCGGCGGGCAACGAAAAACUCAAAGCUGUUUUAUACGGAGGUCACGAUUCGACCAUAGUCAACCUGAUGAGGACGCUGAAAGUGUGGGAUCCCCAGUUCCCGAACUAUUCCAUCACCAUACUCUUAGAACUAUCCGUCGACGAAACCGGGACAUACCAUGUAGAGGUGUUCCUUCGCAACUCCACGGUCGCCGAGCCUUACAAACUGACCGUGCCAGGCUGUGACGUCUCCUGCCCCCUGACGGAGCUAAAAAAACUAACGGAGGCGGUCGUCCCCGAGAACUGGGACGAAGAAUGCAAAGGAGACGACGAGAAUUACACGGUACCGCCCCCGGGAGGACCUUGACCGUGAUUUUAACCACGAAACGAAAGAAGAAACGAGAACAUAACCUACAUGGCCGAAUGAUCUUGGCAGUCCCGAGCGAUUCCAUUUAAUAAAAAAAAUUAUACGUAGAAAGUAUUAAAAAAUGUUUGUUUAAGAA
Cylas formicarius (sweet potato weevil) is the source of this 1447-nucleotide messenger RNA. Its product is annotated as testicular acid phosphatase homolog. Gene Ontology annotation, molecular function: phosphatase activity. The record is from RefSeq and is a predicted model, not a curated record. NCBI's taxonomy places the organism in Eukaryota, Metazoa, Arthropoda, Insecta, Coleoptera, Brentidae. Gene Ontology annotation, biological process: dephosphorylation. The transcript has 8 exons. The coding region runs from base 136 to 1311 and encodes 391 amino acids.